Uranotaenia lowii is the source of this 2150-nucleotide messenger RNA. RefSeq names its product actin-related protein 5 (gene Arp5). Lineage: Eukaryota; Metazoa; Arthropoda; Insecta; Diptera; Culicidae. Gene Ontology annotation, cellular component: cytoplasm; Ino80 complex. The transcript has 2 exons. The record is from RefSeq and is a predicted model, not a curated record. Bases 36 to 2021 code for a protein of 661 amino acids. Gene Ontology annotation, biological process: regulation of DNA-templated transcription.
AAGAAGAAGAAGAAGAAGGAAAUUUCUAUAAAAAAAUGAGUCUUUUCGACAUCGAAGAUAUCAAAGUGAAACCGGACAUAGUGCACCUGUACCCGGAUCCGGAAGCGCGGUCUGAUGCCGCCAUCAUUAUCGACAACGGUUCUUAUCACUGCCGGGUGGGAUGGGCUUCGAAACAGGAGCCGUCGCUGCAGUUCAAAAAUGUCCUUGCGAAACCGAGAAAAGACCGCAGCAGCAAGGCAAAGGCUGAUGCCGCCGGGGAUGCGGCAACGGUUCCGGCGAUUCAAAUCGGGAAUGAUAUUGUAAAUAUUGAGGCGGUUCGAUUCCAACUGAGGACGCAAUUCGAUCGUAAUGUCGUUACGCAUUUGCACGUUCAGGAACAAAUUUUGGAUUAUUUGUUUGCGAAGUUGGGUAUUGAUACUGAAGGGUCGGUAACUCAUCCGAUUUUGCUGACAGAAUGUGUAGCCAAUCCUAAUUACAGUCGAAUGUUGAUGUCGGAACUGAUGUUCGAGUGUUAUGCGAUUCCCGGGAUUUCCUAUGGGGUGGAUAGUUUAUUCAGCUAUGAUUUGAAUGGUGCGGUUGAAAAUGGACUGAUUAUAUCUUGUGGCUAUCAUACUACACAUGUAAUUCCGAUUUUGAACGGAAGGAUGGUACAGGACAAAGUCAGACGUAUUAAUCUGGGUGGUUUCAAUAUGAUCAAUUUUAUGUUCCGAUUGCUUCAACUCAAAUAUCCGGUCCACGUGAAUUCCAUCACGUUAAGCAGGGCUGAAGCUAUGAUCCACAAUUACUGUUUCUUCGCUUAUGAUUAUAUGGAAUCUUUGAAGGAUUGGGCAACAUUGGAGUAUUACGAUCAGAAUGUCAUAAAAAUUCAGCUUCACUAUAAUCAAACCGUAUCAGCACCCACUUUAACGGCAGAACAGCGAGUUGAGAAGCGGAAGGAACUGUCCCGUCGGUUGGCGGAAAUUAAUAUGCGCAAACGGGAGGAAAAACUGGCCGAGGAUAAGAUCCUGCUAACUCGAAUGAUAGCCUUGGAAGACAAUCUGGAGGACGAUGAAGAAUUAUCGUUGACGCUUCAAGAGUUCGGCGUGAAAAGUAUUGACGAGUUCAAGAAAACUAUUAUAACAUUGAGGGAAAGGAUUGUGAAGACUACCCAGAAGAUGACGGCCCAACAGCAAGCUGGGCCAGCAAUCGAGGAAAAGGUGUGUCCAAUGUUGCAACCUCCUGCACACUUAUCACUUGCUGACUGGGUUGUCGAAACACGGAAGCGACGAGACGAAAUUCUGGAUCGGAAACAAAUACGUAAACAGCGCCGCCAAGAUUUGGCCAAACGGCGAACGGCAGCUGCCCAGGAGCGGAUGCGAAUCAUAUCGCACCUAGCCAAAAAGGAGAAAGGAGUCGACGACUUCGGAAUGCGGGACGAAGAUUGGGACGUUUAUAAAUCCAUCAGCCGAGAAGGCGACAGCGAUAGUGAGGCGGAAAAUGAGAAACUGCUUGAGUGUGAAGAGAUUCUGAAGCAACACGACAGUAGUUACGUGGAACCUUCCACCUCCGUUGGGAACAUUGCCGAGUUCCAUCAGCUGCACAUCGGCGUUGAAGCCAUUCGUGUGCCAGAGAUUCUCUUCCAGCCAAGCAUGGUCGGAAUUCAGGAAGCCGGUUUGGCCGGUACAAUCGACUACGUGCUGAAAUUGUUCGAUAGCGAAGAUCGAGUCAAACUCAUCGGAAACAUUCUGCUAACCGGGGGUUCUGCCAACAUACGUGGAUUCAAGGAACGUCUUUCCAGAGAACUGCGGCAGCUGCUUCCAUUCCAAUCGGUGUUCAAUCUGCGGGUGGCCAGUAAUCCUUCGAUGGAUGGAUGGAAAGGGGCCAGUCAGUUUGCCACGACCGAUGCAUUCCGCGACAGUUUGAUCAAUCGGCAGAUGUACGACGAGUAUGGCGGUGAGUAUUUCAAAGAGCAUUUAGCCAGUAAUUUCUACUAUCCGACCCCGAGUCAAAGUAGCGUUAACCUGAACGAAACGUUCAAUUAAAAGGUUCAAACUAAAAGUUUCUUUUUAUUGCUUCGAAACAGUAUAAUUCAACAAAUUUAAACAUUUUUGAAAGAAACGACCAUAGAUGUUGCCUGUUGUGGAGAGUCAAAUGUGCCACUUUUAUAAAAG